AUGAUAUUCCUGUCAACAUUGAUCAAAGUUGCCUCAGUGACAACUAUACUCUUGCUGGCUGGUGGAUCGACCUAUUAUUAUAUGCAGAACGAUAAUAAUAGUAAGGUGGAGACAAAAAACUUGAAGGGACAUCACAAUCACAGCACUCAUUUUCUUCAUGGCAAGAUGGAUGAAGAGGAGGUUCACAUUUGCAAUCACGGUCACUUCAUAAAAGACAUAGAAAUAGAGGAGCCAGAACGAACAGCUGAAAUUCCAUUGGAGGCUAGAUUGUCACACGAGCAAAUGCUAAUUAAAAAUCAUAAAUAAGGAAAUUGGGACACAAUAAGAAUUAAGACAGAUUACUCUUCAUUUUAGGCAUCCUAACAAUAAGCCGAUUUCAUUGAGAAUAAACUAGUAAAAGCAGCAACUGGAUUUUUAAAAGCCGCCAUUAAAGUGUAUCCAUCAUCCAAGCUAUUUCUGAGUGGACAAUGCGGUACAGUGACAAUCCCAAGCUCAUUUAAAAAUGGAAUAACAGGCGUUGACUUGGUCUUAUUUGUCACAGCCUCCACUUCAUAAGAUACAUGGGUGGCAAGAGCAGGUGCUUGCAGAUUGGAUCCAACAACCUUAAGACCCACUGCUGGCUCAUUGGAAUUCAACCUCAAAUAUUUUAAUCAACUAGAUUUCAGUAAGUUAAGCGAAGGCAAAUGGUUCAAGUGGAUCUAAACAACCAUCCACGAAGUUACUCACGUCCUUGGAUUCAGUAGUGGUCUAUUCCCCUAUUACAUUGAUCCUAAUACAAUGUAGAAAUUGGGAGUCAAUUAGAUAGUUAAGACAUAGGGAGGAAGAGAUUGGAUCAUAUUGCCAAAAGUAGUAAAUGCAGUGAAGAGUCACUUUGGAUGUUUAUCAGCCUGGGGAGCUCCAUUGGAGAACAAUGGUGGACAAGGAACAGCAGGCAGCCAUUGGGAAAGAACAACCUUCGGUAAUGAGGCAAUGACUGGAUCUGAAUUCCCAGACUCGGUGUUCACUUUAUUCACAUUCAAUUUACUUGAAUCCACUGGUUGGUAUAAUAUGGAUCACAAAUAAUCUGAACCAUUCAAUUGGGGUAAGGAUGAAGGAUGUCCAAUUGCCUAAGGACAAUGUGUGUAAGGAUUGAGAGAAUUCUGUACUGCAGGAAGUGAGGGAUGUUCCUCAGAUUUCACUGGUAUUGCAUCUUGUUCUUCAAAUGAUGUGUUAACUGACGGAUGUGGAUAUUGGAGAGCCUAUGGUAACUCUGACUGCAGAUAUAACUCUGAUUUCACCAGUCAACUAGCUUAAUAUGGUGGAUAUUACGGUAAUGAUGGAAAGUGUUUCUACACAACUUUACCUACCAAAGUGGGAUUCUAAGGAAUUUCUGUUAAGACAAUGUAGUAACAAUCUCGAAUUUCCAACAAGAGUUACUAAUGCGUUACAUCAGGACAAGUCAUUAACGUUAAAUAUUCUUAUUAUAGUGCCACAGUCACUUGCCCAGAUGUCAAGCACUUCUGUAACACUCAGAGAGUUUGUCCCAAUGCUUGCAGUGGAGUUGGUACAUGCAGAGGAACCACCUGUUAUUGUUGGUCUGGAUACAGUGGAGCCGAUUGUUCAGUAUCCUAUUGAUUAUCAUCAUCAAUUAAUACAAUAUCA
Messenger RNA from Paramecium tetraurelia, 1641 nucleotides. RefSeq lists its product as uncharacterized. The transcript is spliced from 4 exons. Gene Ontology annotation, biological process: cell adhesion; proteolysis. Gene Ontology annotation, cellular component: cytoplasm; membrane. NCBI's taxonomy places the organism in Eukaryota, Ciliophora, Oligohymenophorea, Peniculida, Parameciidae. The record is from RefSeq and is a predicted model, not a curated record. Gene Ontology annotation, molecular function: metalloendopeptidase activity.